CUCAUCGUAAUUGAAAUGAUUCCCUUUAUUCCAGCAGUGGCAGCAACACGCACCGACUGUCAAUUGCCGACCGAAGGGGAGAGGCGCUCAGCAAGGGAGUGGAAAUUUCUGGUCCACUCAAAUUAACGAGGAGAGCAUCUUCUGCAUGAUCUCCUUACCGGGUGGAGAGCGACAUUAAUGUGGGGAUCUUGAGUGGCUGUAAAGUAUUUGGGGCAAGUUAAUCUCAGCGCUUAUUUAUUUUUUUUUCUUUCAGUUGGGUGUAGAUACUAUAUUGUUGCAUAAGAAGAGGGGAGAAAAAAACUCGGCGUGAAUUGUUUUUAAACGGGAUAUUCCACAGAGAGAGACCACGUUUUUUUUUUUUUUGAUCAAGGGUGCAAACCCACCCACUUAUGAACUGGUUCGGGGUCUGGCUGGGAACUGGCGGGGACACAGGGCUGACGCGAGCGGUCCAAAAGUCUACAAAUCCGGUGUUUUGAAAGAAGAUCCAGGCCACGGAGGGGAAAACAAAAAUGAAGGAGAAGAGUCUGAUUGAGACCGCGAAGAUGCAGGGCAAUGUGCUGGAGCUGGUGGGGAGUAACCCACCGCAGAGGAACUGGAAGGGAAUAGCGAUCGCCCUUCUUGUCAUUCUGGUCAUCUGCUCGCUGAUCGUCACCUCCGUCAUCCUGUUGACACCAGGGGAGGACGACAGCUUGGCUCUCAAGGGCAAAGUCAGUGUUGGUGACCUCUUUAGGAAAGACUUCAAGGUUCAUGAACCUAACGCCAAAUGGAUAAGCAGUAAUGAACUGUUGUACCGUAAUCGAGAUGGGGACGUCGUCAAGUUCAACGUCGACACCGAUGAGCAGACGGUCUUGGUGCAUAACAAGAAGUUUGAAAUGUACAAAGCCAGCAAGUACGAGGUGUCUCCCGACAUGAAGCAUGUGCUACUGGCCUACAACGUGGCACCGGUGUACCAGCAUUCCUACACCGCCUUCUACAUCAUAUGCAGCCUGGAGACUCCGGAGACGUGGAACCUGAACCCUCCAGAGGUUCGAAACGCUCAGCUGCAGUAUGCGGGUUGGGGGCCACAGGGUCAGCAGCUGAUCUUCAUCUUUGAGAACAACAUCUACUAUCGCUCCACGGUGGAGAGCCGCUCCAUUCGCCUGGUCUCCACCGGAAAGGAGGGCGUCAUCUUCAACGGGCUCAGUGAUUGGCUGUAUGAAGAGGAGAUUUUUCAGUCUCACAUCGCCCACUGGUGGUCUCCAGAUGGGGCCAGGCUGGCGUAUGCCACCAUCAACGACACCCUGGUGCCCAAAAUGGAGUUACCCAUGUUCACCGGCAUCCCGUACCCAACAGGGAAGGAGUACCACUAUCCUAAGGCCGGUGAGGAGAACCCGGUCAUCACCCUGUACGUCGUGAACCUCAACGGCCCGCUUCACACAAUCGAGAUGAGAAGACCUGAGGACCCCAGGAUAGGUGAGUAUUAUGUCACCAUGGUGAAAUGGGCCACCACCACCAAGCUGGCCAUCAACUGGCUGAACCGAGCGCAGAACAUCUCGGUGCUGACACUUUGUGAGGCCACGACGGGCGUCUGCACCAAGAAACACGAAGAUGAAAGUGAAGGGUGGCUGCACCGACAGAAUGAGCGGCCCCUCUUCUCCAAAGACGGGCUGAAGCUGUUCUUCACCAGAGCCAUUCCUCAAGGAGGCAGGGGCAAGUUUUUCCACAUCUCCAUGUCCAUCUCCCAGCCCAACACCAGCACAGACACGCUGCAGUCCAUCACAUCUGGAGACUGGGACGUCACCCAAGUCCUGGCCUACAACGAGGACAGUCAGCUGAUAUACUUCUUGAGCACCGAAGACGAUCCGAAGCGAAGGCAUCUGUACAGCGCGGACACAGUCGGCCCGUUCAACCGCCGCUGCCUGUCGUGUGACUUCACCGGCGGCUGCGGCUACGUCACCGGCUCCUUCAGCCACAACAUGAGCUACUUCCUGCUCAGCUGCCAAGGCCCUGACGUCCCAUUUGUAGCCGUUUACAACACACAGGACAGAGAGAAAGUGCAUGAGCUGGAGAUGAAUGAGAACCUGAGGCUCACCCUGGCCUCCAUGCAGAUGCCCAUGGUGGAGUACAAGGAGAUCAGCAUCGAAGACUACACCCUGACCAUGCAAAUCCUCAAACCUGCAGGCUUUGUGGACACAGCACACUACCCGCUGCUCCUCCUCGUCGAUGGCACCCCCGGUGGUCAGAUGGUGUCGGAGCGGUUUCACAUGGACUGGGCCACGGUCCUGGUGAGCAGCUUUGGGGCCAUCGUGGUGCGUUUCGACGGGCGAGGCAGCGGCUUCCAGGGCACCAACCUGCUGCACAGGAUCCAGAAGAAGCUGGGCGUGUUCGAGGAGCGGGAUCAGAUGGAGGCGCUCAGUAUCAUCUCAAAAGAGCCCUUUGUUGACAAAACCAGAAUUGGAGCUUUUGGAAGAGUGUAUGGAGGCUACGUGACUAGCCUGUUGCUCAGCACCGAAGAGUCUCCUGUAAAAUGUGGAGCCGUCCUCUCGCCCAUCACCGACUUUGAAUUAUACGCCUCAGCGUUUUCAGAGAGAUAUCUCGGACUGCCCAAGCCCGAUCCGAGGGCAUACACAAUGGCAAAUUUAGCACACAGAGCAUCCCAGUUUAUGGACAAGAAGUUCCUCAUCAUACAUCCAACAGCUGAUGAAAAGGUCCACUUCCAGCACACAGCAAAAUUCAUUGCCCAGCUUAUCAAUGAAAGGGCUAACUAUACCUUACAGAUCUACCCAGACGAAGGCCACUUCAUCCACAGCGAGGCGACACGGCAGCACCUCAGCCAGUCCCUGGUCAACUUCUUCGAGGAAUGCUUCAGGCUACCAGACAAAGCGUUCGAGGAGAGACUGGAGGAGGAGAGCGAAGACGAGGGUUAGCCCGCCCGGCUCGGCCUCAUCCAGCGCCCCCCACCUCCCGCCCCAACCCAGCCCGACCCGCACCCCCCUCUACCCCCGUGCCCAAGCACAACGCCGGCCUCCAGUUGUCCACACAAUAUGCAACCUCCUCUGUUCUUGGCCCCUCCACUGUUUUUCGGUUUCACUCGCCCCAUCUAGACUUCCCGUGUGUCAGCAUGCUGAACCUGAGACUGCCUUUCCAGCAGACAACUGAUCCACUCUUUCAUCCCUCCUCCACCGCCCCCCCGCUCCCGCCCGUCCGCCCUCAGCUCGAAUCAAUACGGCCCUCCAGAGAGACAACAAAGACCGAUGACCUGACAUGAUGUUUUUUUUUUGGAGUACGUCGAAAGGGGUGAUGGAUUCAACAGGAAGCAGUCUCCUUUUCCGUUCGGAUGGACCGGCGCCUCAAAAAGCAGUGGAGAGAGAGAGAGCGUCAACUCUCACACAAACUCUCAAGUCUGUGAGCAGAAUGGAAACUUUAUAGCACAAACUCCGGGGUUGUACAUUCAUGGAAAAACAGACGCAUGGUGGAUAAAACUGGUCGACGCACCCAGUGUUUAGAACAAAGGGGGGGUCCGGGACGGUGUGGAACAGGAAAUGUUACUAUUUUUAAAGUUGUGAAGAACUUUUCAUGUUGGACCGUGGUUGUGUCUGUUGUUCUUCUUACAGUAUGUAAAAUAGCACACAAAAAAAACAUCCACUUGGCUAUGACAGAUAUAUUUUCUUUUGGUAUUCAUGUUUGCCCUGAUGCUGGUAUCAUCUUGUAGCCUCAUUUAUGUAUUUUGGUGAUGUUGACAAAAUGUCCCACCUGGCGAAAUGUUUGGAAGCAGAAAGAAAAGAUGUCACAAGUUUCUUUAUUGUUUUUUUUUUUGUUUGUUUGUUUGUUUUUUAUCGUGAGCCAUCAUCUCGCUUCGGUUUUAUCGUCUUUCAAAAACAAAAUCAUCAACUUGUUUUAGUCACUGUGCCUUACUUUGGGAGAAACCCGUCCUGCUCCGGGACUCUCCAUGUAUGGAAAAACACGGCUCAUUGAAAAAAAAAAAAAAAAAAAAAAAAAA
This is a messenger RNA of Myripristis murdjan (pinecone soldierfish), 3979 nucleotides long. It is a transcript of the gene dpp6a, whose product is annotated as dipeptidyl-peptidase 6a. Gene Ontology annotation, cellular component: voltage-gated potassium channel complex; plasma membrane. The record is from RefSeq and is a predicted model, not a curated record. Gene Ontology annotation, biological process: proteolysis; regulation of potassium ion transmembrane transport. Lineage: Eukaryota; Metazoa; Chordata; Actinopteri; Holocentriformes; Holocentridae. The transcript is spliced from 26 exons. Bases 510 to 2906 code for a protein of 798 amino acids. Gene Ontology annotation, molecular function: potassium channel regulator activity; serine-type peptidase activity.